Messenger RNA from Mugil cephalus (flathead mullet), 3191 nucleotides. Its product is annotated as aminopeptidase Ey-like. Gene Ontology annotation, molecular function: peptide binding; metalloaminopeptidase activity; zinc ion binding. Lineage: Eukaryota; Metazoa; Chordata; Actinopteri; Mugiliformes; Mugilidae. Gene Ontology annotation, biological process: peptide catabolic process; proteolysis. Gene Ontology annotation, cellular component: cytoplasm. The transcript has 21 exons. The record is from RefSeq and is a predicted model, not a curated record. The coding region runs from base 16 to 3048 and encodes 1010 amino acids.
ACUGUGGGCACGCGUAUGACGUCAUGUAUGCCUACAGUCUAUGGACCCUCAGUCCCUCACAGCACUCUCCAACGCCAAUUCGUGUUCGUCUUCACAGUUGUCCCUGUGGACUACAGCUCUCACUGUGAACGCAGAAACAUGGGGAAAGGUGUCUACCUCAGCAAAGCGUUGGCAGUGACCUGUGUGGUUUUGGCUGUCGCCGCCGUGGCCACCAUCAUAGCCCUGUCUGUGGUUUACGCUCAGGAGAAGGCAAAGAAUGCAGAGGUGCAUCUAUCCACCAUCGCACCCAGCAGCACGACCACCACCACCACCACGGACCCAGGACCACAAGAGCCAUGGCAGAGCUACAGACUUCCAGACUCCCUCUCUCCCGUGACCUACAACAUCACCCUGUGGCCCAGGCUGGAGCCCAACACGGACGGCCUGUACAUCUUCUCGGGAAAUUCCACAGUGGUAUUCAAAUGUGUGAAGGAGACCGACCUCAUCCUCAUCCACUCCAACAAGCUGAAUUUCACCAUGUUCGAUGGGUUCCAUGCCAAACUGAAGGGUCUGAAUGGAAACGCGCCCAGCCUAAAAGAAAGCAGGCUGGAGGUUCCUACCCAGUACCUGGUGAUCAAGCUCAACAGCCCACUGCAGGCUGGCAGCACGUACGAGCUUUUCACCGAGUUCGUUGGAGAGCUGGCUGACGACCUGGGCGGCUUCUACAGGAGCGAAUACUUUGAAGACAAAGUGAAAAAAAUUGUGGCCACGACUCAAAUGCAGCCAACAGAUGCCAGGAAAGCUUUCCCCUGCUUCGACGAGCCAGCCAUGAAAGCCACCUUCUACAUGACUCUCAUUCACCCCCAUGGGACUGUGGCUCUGUCCAACGGCAUGAAUCACGACCCUGUCAACAUCACUUUGGACGGCCAGAGUGUAAUCCAGACAAGCUUUGAGCCCACAGAGAUUAUGUCAACGUACUUGCUGGCUUUUGUUGUGUGUGAUUUUGCAUACAUUGGAACAAAACCUGGUGCAGAAGUUUUGAUCAGGAUCUGGGCUCGCAGGAAGGCCAUACAGGAAGGCCAGGGUGAUUACGCCCUGGAAAAGACUGGACCCAUUCUGUCUUUCUUUGAGAACUACUACAACUCCCCUUACCCCCUGACCAAGUCAGAUCAAAUCGCUCUCCCUGACUUCAGCGCUGGAGCCAUGGAGAACUGGGGCCUGAUCACCUACAGAGAAACAGCCCUCUUAUAUAAUGAAGGUGUAUCAUCUAAUGGAGACAAGGAGUGGGUGGCGACGGUCAUCUCCCAUGAGCUGGCGCAUAUGUGGUUUGGGAACUUGGUGACCAUGAGGUGGUGGAAUGACCUGUGGCUCAACGAGGGCUUUGCCACCUACGUCUCUUAUCUUGGAGCCCACCAUGCUGAACCAACGUGGAACAUGAAAGAUUUAAUAGUCCUAAAUGAGAUAAUCGGUGUGAUGGGUGUGGACGCUCUGGCCUCCUCCCACCCGCUCUCAUCCAGAGAGCAGGACAUCCUGAAGCCAGAGGACAUCAAUGGGCUGUUUGACUCCAUCACAUACAGCAAGGGAGCUGCGGUCCUCAGGAUGCUCUCAGAGUUUAUCACCGAGAAAGUCUUUUCCCAAGGGCUGCACACGUAUUUAGAGGAGUUCAAAUACAAGAACACGGUCUACCAAGACCUGUGGAAGCACCUGCAGAUGGCAGUGGAUAAAGCUGGCAUAAACCUGCCCGAGUCUGUGGAGUCUAUCAUGAACCGGUGGAUCCUACAGAUGGGCUUCCCAGUGGUCACCAUCGACACCACCACGGGGCAAAUCACUCAGAAACACUUCCUGUUGGACCCAGAAUCUGAGGUUCACACGCCUUCAGAGUUCAAUUAUGAGUGGAUUGUUCCUAUAACCUGGAUGAAGCCUGGUAGAGCUGAAGAGCAGUACUGGCUUCUUAAAAAAGAAGACUCAAACAACAACAUGACUAUUGGUGGUGCUAAUGACUGGUUGCUGGCCAACAUAAAUAUGAGGGGCUUCUUUAGAGUCAACUAUGACUCUCAAAACUGGGAGCACCUCCUGGCCAAGCUGAGCUCCAAACAUGCGGAUAUUCCAGUGAUCAACCGGGCUCAGAUUAUUGAUGAUGCUUUUAACCUCGCAAGGGCGAAGAUCGUGGACACGACUCUGGCUCUGAGGACGACCAAGUUCCUGAAUAAAGAAGUGGAGUACAUGCCAUGGCAGACAGCCAGAAGCAACUUAAAUUAUUUCUUCCUCAUGUUUGACCGCAGUGAACUGUACGGACCCAUGCAGGCUUACAUCAAGAAACAGGUCACCCCUCUGUUUCAGUACUUUGAAAAUCUCACUCUCAACUGGACCAAGGUCCCCGAAAAACACACCGACCAGUACAACGAGGUGAAUGCAAUCUCCAUGGCUUGCAGUACAGGAGUGGCAGGUUGCCAGGAGCUGACCUCUGGCUGGUUCAAACAAUGGAUGGCAAACCCUGCUGACAACAUCAUCAUCUCCAACUUGAGGUCCACGGUGUACUGCAGCGCGAUCGCCGCAGGGGGAGUGGAGGAGUGGGACUUCGCAUGGGAGAUGUACAGGAACGCCACCAUCGCCUCAGAAGCCGAGAAACUUAUGUACGCUCUGUCCUGUGCCAAAGAGCCCUGGCUGCUGAACAGGUAUCUACAGUAUUGCCUGGACCCAGAAAAGAUCCGCAAGCAGGACGCCACCUUUACCAUCGUUUACAUCGCUAGUAACCCCAUCGGUCAAUCUCUGGCGUGGGACUUUAUCAGAUCUAACUGGGGCCACAUAUUCAAUGACUAUGGCGGUGGAUCCUUUUCCUUUGGAAGACUAAUCAAUGGAGUGACCAAACGUUUCUCCACUGAGUUUGAAUACAAUCAGCUGCUGCAGUUCAAAGAGGACAACGUGGGACAGCUGGGCUCGGCCGCCUGGUCUCUUGAGCAGGCGCUGGAGAGAACCAAGGCCAACAUGAAGUGGGUGUCCGAGAACAAGCAAAAGACGUACGAAUGGUUCAUCAAUGAAAGCAAGACUUCCCUUUCCAGCGAGGUUUAGGAGUUCGACAAUGAUUCACUCCAGCUGAAGUCAGAUUUAUUUUUUUGAGCCUGAAUACUGUAUAUUUUGAAUGUAAUGGAGAUUUUCUAGAUGUAUAGUUUUGAUGAAAUGUUUUUAUCUAUAAAAUUGAUUUAAUACCUGAA